AUGGCUCAGUUCAACAUCACCCUCAAGAAGGACGCUCCCAAGGAGGAGCUCGAGGCAGCAAAGAAGCACGUCACCGACCAGGGCGGCAAGAUCGUCAAUGAGUUCACCCUCAUCAAGGGCUUCACUGCUGAGAUUCCCGACGACGCCGUCUCAACCCUUGAGUCCAACGAGCACGUCACCGUCGAGAAGGACGCCGAGGUCCGUACGCAAUAG
Molecule: messenger RNA, 213 nt
Organism: Alternaria burnsii
Lineage: Eukaryota; Fungi; Ascomycota; Dothideomycetes; Pleosporales; Pleosporaceae
Exons: 3
Coding region: 1-213 (70 amino acids)
Biological process (GO): vacuole fusion, non-autophagic
Molecular function (GO): endopeptidase inhibitor activity
Source: RefSeq, a predicted model, not a curated record